AUGAGUAAAAAAAAAGAAUCAAUUUAACCCACAACACUCAUUAAUUUAAAAAAUAUAGAUUUCUAAGCAAAAUUAGAUUACAUUUAACAAUAAUUAAAAAAGUAUAUAUUUACAUGUAUCUUAUAAGUAAAGAAUCUUAAACAUUAUGGAAAUAAUAUUAAAAAGAUGUGAUUGAGAAAGAGGUAACAAUGCUUAAUUAAGAAUUAGAAAUAUAAUCAAAACUAUAAGAAUUGAAAUUAGUUUAAACAAAUUAUCCAUUUACAAAUAUGGAAAACUAAGAUGAAUAGAAAAAAAUUCAAGGAUAUUUAUUUGAUGGUAUUUUAUGUUCAAUUGCUGAUUUAACAUUAAAUAAACAUAAUUAGGAUAAUAAUUAGGAGGGAAAAUGUUAAAAUGAAUAAUAGAAAAAGAAAAAAGGUAGAAAACCUGGAAAAGUUGGAAAAUGUGGUAAUAUUGAAAAAUCAAAAGAUCAAUCCUAAAAGGGAGAGAAAGAAUAAGAUAAAUAAAAAGAAGAAAAAAAUAAAAAAAAAAAUAAAGGAAGACCUAAAUCAAAAAUAAAUAACAUAAAUUAAAAGGGUAUAUAGAAAGGAUAAUCUAAAUAAAUAAAAUUGAAACCUGGAAGAAAACCAAAUAAAUAGAAAGUAGUUGAAGGAGUUAAGAAUAAAUAGAAAGGAUAGAUUAAGAAAGUUUAGAUUAAGAAAAAGAUAUAGAAAAAAUAGAAUAAAAAGAAAUGAG
This is a messenger RNA of Paramecium sonneborni, 732 nucleotides long. The record is from the annotation of a GenBank genome assembly. NCBI's taxonomy places the organism in Eukaryota, Ciliophora, Oligohymenophorea, Peniculida, Parameciidae.